CGCCACCCGGUUCCUCAAAAUCUCUCCCAUCCGCAAUUUGAUGAUGUUUGAGCUUCUUUGAGCUUCUAAAACCGAUGACAGUUUUUUAUUAAACCAACAAAUGCCCCAGAAGUGAGCGGACUUCUGUAGAUCAACGAUAAAGCGGUCGAGGAAGGCGCGAACAUGUCGGCCAGCGCUGUUUAUGUGUUAGAUCUUAAGGGGAAGGUCCUGAUCUGCCGUAAUUACCGCGGGGAUGUGGACAUGUCUGAGAUUGAGCACUUUAUGAGCCUGCUGAUGGAUAAAGAAGAGGAGGGCACGCUGUCACCCAUCCUGGCUCAUGGUGGAGUUCGUUUCAUGUGGAUUAAACACAACAACCUGUACCUUGUUGCAACAUCCAAAAAGAAUGCUUGUGUCUCCCUGGUUUUCUCCUUCCUCUACAAAAUUGUUCAGGUUUUCUCUGAGUACUUUAAGGAGCUGGAGGAGGAGAGUAUCAGAGAUAACUUUGUCAUUAUCUACGAGCUGCUGGAUGAACUCAUGGACUUUGGAUAUCCUCAAACUACAGACAGCAAGAUCCUUCAGGAAUACAUUACUCAGGAAGGUCACAAGCUGGACACAGGAGCUCCACGACCCCCUGCGACUGUAACCAACGCCGUCUCCUGGAGGUCCGAGGGCAUCAAGUACAGGAAGAACGAGGUUUUCCUGGACGUCAUCGAGUCUGUCAACCUCCUGGUCAGCGCGAAUGGUAACGUCCUUCGCAGUGAGAUCGUUGGCUCCAUUAAGAUGAGAGUGUUCCUCUCGGGAAUGCCAGAGCUGCGUUUGGGUCUGAAUGACAAGGUUCUGUUCGAGAACACUGGCCGUGGUAAGAGUAAAUCAGUGGAGUUGGAGGAUGUGAAGUUUCAUCAGUGUGUGCGUUUGUCUCGAUUUGAGAACGAUCGCACCAUCUCGUUCAUUCCUCCGGACGGAGAGUUUGAGCUGAUGUCCUACCGCCUCAACACGCAUGUGAAGCCGCUGAUCUGGAUCGAGUCUGUGAUUGAGAAGCAUUCGCACAGCAGAAUCGAGUACAUGAUCAAAGCCAAAUCUCAGUUUAAACGACGAUCCACUGCCAACAAUGUGGAGAUUCAUAUUCCCGUCCCGACCGACGCAGACUCGCCCAAGUUUAAGACCACAGUGGGCAGCGUGAAGUGGGUCCCGGAAAACAGCGAGAUUGUUUGGUCCAUCAAGUCUUUCCCUGGAGGUAAGGAGUACCUGAUGAGGGCUCAUUUCGGGCUUCCCAGUGUGGAGGCGGAGGACAAAGAGGGAAAACCACCGAUCAGUGUGAAGUUUGAGAUUCCCUAUUUCACCACUUCUGGAAUACAGGUGCGUUACCUGAAGAUCAUCGAGAAGAGCGGCUAUCAGGCGCUCCCGUGGGUUCGAUACAUCACCCAGAACGGAGACUAUCAGCUGCGGACUCAGUAAACGUGAGGAAUUGGUCCAGAGCAUCAUGGGUCAAGGAUGUGUGUCUGUCUCUCUCUUUCUCACACUCAUCUGCAGUAGUGCUUUGUCUGAUUUAAAAGCAAUA
Rhinichthys klamathensis goyatoka is the source of this 1537-nucleotide messenger RNA. It is a transcript of the gene ap1m1, whose product is annotated as adaptor related protein complex 1 subunit mu 1. Bases 163 to 1434 code for a protein of 423 amino acids. Gene Ontology annotation, cellular component: clathrin-coated vesicle; clathrin adaptor complex. The transcript is spliced from 12 exons. NCBI's taxonomy places the organism in Eukaryota, Metazoa, Chordata, Actinopteri, Cypriniformes, Leuciscidae. The record is from RefSeq and is a predicted model, not a curated record. Gene Ontology annotation, molecular function: clathrin-cargo adaptor activity. Gene Ontology annotation, biological process: vesicle-mediated transport; intracellular protein transport.